Messenger RNA from Archocentrus centrarchus (flier cichlid), 5710 nucleotides. RefSeq names its product lysine (K)-specific demethylase 6A (gene kdm6a). Gene Ontology annotation, biological process: regulation of gene expression; heart development. Gene Ontology annotation, molecular function: chromatin DNA binding; RNA polymerase II cis-regulatory region sequence-specific DNA binding; protein binding. Gene Ontology annotation, cellular component: MLL3/4 complex. The record is from RefSeq and is a predicted model, not a curated record. The coding region runs from base 313 to 4692 and encodes 1459 amino acids. The transcript is spliced from 30 exons. NCBI's taxonomy places the organism in Eukaryota, Metazoa, Chordata, Actinopteri, Cichliformes, Cichlidae.
UGCGUUUGCCUGUGUGACACAAUUACAACAACUUUGAGCCGAUGGUUGGGGAAGUUUGCGAUAUUAUCAAAUAACACUCACUCCUAAAACCCAACAUUACAUCAACUUCAUGCAUAAAUUGGCACUGGAAUACACGUUGUGUUUGGUGUACAAUGAGGAGUGUGGAAGAUAAUUUGAAGGGAUCAUUUCCUUGAGGAUUUGGCAAGAAUUACACUACGCCCCGUUUUAAUCCUGGAUAGCUGUGCAACACUUUCGUUGUGACUGCAUUUUGGCGGAGUUGCUCGGUGCCGUUGAUCUUCCCAGUUCUUUUCCAUGAAAUCGUGCGGAGUGUCGCUCACCGCCGCUGCCUCCGCUGCUGCCCGGAGUCUCGGCGUUGCUGGUAAUGACGAGGAGAAAAUGGCGUCGGGAAAAGCGACCGAAAUCGAAGAGGACUUUCCGAAGCUAACAGCGCAAGAGAAAGAGAGCUUGGUCGGAAUUGACAGUUCACUGUUUGGAUUUCAUAGGCUUCAAGAAGAUGGCGCCAGAAUGAAGGCCUUGCUGUUAAAGGCUGUUAGCUGCUAUGAUGCCCUCAUCCUGAAAGCAGAGGGGAAAGUGGACCCUGACAUUUUCUGCCAGCUCGGCCACUUCAACCUUCUGCUAGAGGACUACCCAAAAGCAUUAUCUGCAUACCAGAGGUACUUCAGUUUACAGUCGGACUACUGGAAGAAUGCUGCCUUUUUAUAUGGCCUUGGCAUGGUUUACUUCCAUUACAAUGCAUUUCAGUGGGCAAUCAAGGCAUUCCAGGAGGUGCUUUACAUCGAUCCCAGCUUCUCAAGAGCUAAAGAGAUUCAUCUGAGACUGGGAUUCAUGUUUAAAGUCAACACAGACUACGAGUCAAGCUUAAAGCAUUUUCAGCUGGCUUUGAUCGACUCCAAACUCUGCACUUUGUCCAAAGCUGAAAUUCAGUUCCACAUCGCUCAUUUGUAUGAGAUCCAGAAGAAAUACAGAGCAGCGAAGGAAGCGUAUGAAAGUCUGUUGCAGACUGAAAAUCUUCCUGCACAGGUGAAAGCGACCACACUGCAACAACUUGGCUGGAUGCAUCACACCGUGGAGCAGUUGGGGGAUAAAGGCACCAAGGACAGCUAUGCCAUCCAGUGUCUGCAGAAGUCUUUAGAGGCAGACCCAAACUCUGGCCAGUCCUGGUACUUUCUUGGCAGGUGCUACUCCAGUAUUGGGAAGGUGCAGGAUGCCUUCAUCUCUUACCGUCAGUCCAUUGAUAAAUCGGAGGCCAGUGCUGACACCUGGUGCUCUAUAGGGGUGCUUUACCAGCAGCAGAACCAGCCUAUGGAUGCACUGCAGGCCUACAUCUGUGCUGUUCAACUGGACCACAGCCACGCGGCUGCCUGGAUGGAUCUGGGCACUCUCUACGAAUCCUGCGGACAGCUGCAUGAUGCUAUCAAGUGCUACAUCAAUGCUACACGCAGCAAGGCCUGCCUCAACACUGCUGCACUCACACAGCGCAUCAAGCUGCUGCAGGCUCAGUUGUGUAACCUACAACCAGGUAGUCUGCAGAGUAAGAGUAAAAUGCUUCCUAGUAUUGAGGAGGCGUGGAGCCUACCCAUUCCUGCUGAGCUCACGUCCAGGCAGGGGACCCUGAACACUGCACAGACACAGCAGGCCUGUAAGGGGGAGGGAGGCCAGUCUGCCAGCAAUCACACAGAUCCGCAGGCCAGUCCUGCUAAGAGGAAGCGCACUGCCAGCCCAGCUAAGGGUGCUGCGGACUCAUGGGGAAACGGCCCCAAUCAACAGCAAAUCCCCAGCUGGUAUCUAACACCUCAAAAGCUUCAGCACCUGGAUCACCUGCGGACCAACCGAGCAAACCUCAGCCCCUCUCAGUUGCAGCUGCUGGAGCAGCUGGAGAAGCAGUUCUCUCUCAUGCAGCAACAUCAGCAGCAGAUGCGGCAGCAGGCAGCAGCGGGUGGGCAACCGAGGCCCAGCCUUCCCAACGGUCCAUUGGCUGAGCCCUCUCCCCUCCACGCAGGCUUCUCUCGCACCUCCCCUCUCAACCACACAGCCAUCCGGCCCCCGUGUGUCACUCAGCCCACAGCCAAUGGAUCCUGUUCCACAAGUCCUUCAACGGGGCUGCCUGGACACCCGGACAAAAAUCACACCCUGGGAUUGGGAGGUGGCGGCGCGAGCAAUGGAAACGUGCCUUACCCGCAGCAGAACUCUCUACCUCACAACUGCACAGCCGCCAGUCACCCCAGCACCAGCAGCACUACCAGUAGUCCCAGUCAAGCAGACGAGACAUGGAGGAGCCAACAACGCAACACUACCACUCAGGGGCUUCAAACAGGUCCAGGUUCACAUUCGGCAGGUCCUAAUGGAGAACCCCCUUUCUCUUCUUCCUCCUCCCCUCAGACCUCGUUCACAUCCUCUGGCAUUCUGAAUCAGGUUGGACAUUCCUCUGGGCCCUGCACUGCCUCUUCCUCUGCCUCGUCUUUAUCCCCCACUUCCCCCCAGACAACCCCCAACCACUUGUCCUCGCCUCCCCACUCUGCUACUACCUCAGGGGUCCACACCAAAGACACCAAGCCUUCAGGGGGCAACACCGGCAGCAGUGCUGCAGCUGCCACUUUGCCAUCAGGUCAGGAGGCUGCCAUUAGGCAUUCCGGAGGGACAUCACAUAGUCCCGGCGCCACCCCCGUGCAGGGAUUGACUAAUCACAUCCAGCCGCGGGUGACGGACAGCUCUGCCAGUGUGUCUCAGCCUGGCUCUCCUGCCCCCGGUGUGCUCAGUUCAGACAAUCCUCUCUCAGCCUUGAUAAAGGGAAAAGCUAAUACUACCAGUAACGACAAUAACAAUAACUACAGCAACCACGGAGGGUCUUCCUCAGAGAAAAUGAACAAUGUCCAUCCGGGUCUCAACGGCGCUACCAAGCCGGUUUUGGAGCACUCAGUGGCAUCCUCGCCACUUUCCGCCACUGCAACGCCCUCUCCGCGCUCAGCAGACCCUCACGCCACCAACAGUCUCCCCUGCCUUAACAGCCCGUCCAGUACAAACAGUCAGGGGCCCACGCUCAAUGGGAAGGGGAUGGAGGACUCCCAGAGCCCACUGAAGGUGGAGCCUUCUGGGGGGGCUCAUCGGCACUCUGUCCCUGCUGGCUUGGCACCCUGGUCCUCAGUUUCCAUCUACCCCAGCUCCAGUGAAGUGCUCAAAGCAUGCAGGAACCUGGGGAAGAACGGCUUGUCGACCAGCAGCAUCGUACUGGACAGGUGUCCCCCACCGCGGCCCCCUCGCCCACCCUCUCCUCCACUGCCAAAGGACAAACUCAAUCCCCCAACGCCCAGUAUUUAUCUAGAAAACAAGAGGGAUGCCUUCUUCCCUCCCCUUCAUCAGUUCUGCACCAAUCCCAGCAAUCCGGUCACUGUCAUCAGAGGUCUGGCUGGAGCACUCAAACUAGACUUGGGCCUGUUCUCCACUAAGACGUUGGUGGAGGCUAACCCAGACCAUCUGGUGGAGGUGCGGACCCAGCUGGCUCAACCCACCGAUGAGAACUGGGACUCCAGCGGCAGCAGGAAGAUGUGGCGCUGCGAGAGCAGCCGCUCCCACACCACCAUCAUCAAAUACGCCCAGUACCAGGCCUCGUCCUUCCAGGAGUCUCUGCGGGAGGAAAACGAGAAGAAAAAGGAGGUGGAAGUGGAGGCAGGUUCCUCAGAUGGUUUGAGGCGAAGGAAGGGUCCAUUCAAACACAUCAAGUUCGGCACCAACAUCGACCUCUCGGAUGACAAGAAGUGGAAACAGCAGCUCCAGGAACUGAGUAAGCUGCCUGCCUUCGCCAGAGUAGUGUCAGCUGGUAACCUGCUCAGCCACGUAGGUCACACCAUCCUGGGCAUGAAUACUGUGCAGCUCUAUAUGAAGGUGCCAGGGAGCAGGACACCAGGUCACCAGGAAAACAACAAUUUCUGCUCUGUCAAUAUUAAUAUCGGUCCCGGGGACUGCGAGUGGUUUGCUGUGCCUGAGCUGUACUGGGGCGUCAUCAACGACUUCUGUGAAAAGAACAACAUUAACUACCUGAUGGGUUCCUGGUGGCCCAACUUGGAGGACUUGUACGAGACCAACGUGCCUGUUUACCGCUUCAUCCAGCGUCCCGGGGACUUGGUGUGGCUUAAUACGGGCACGGUUCACUGGGUUCAGGCUAUCGGCUGGUGCAACAACAUCGCGUGGAACGUCGGACCCCUUACAGCCUAUCAGUACAAGCUGGCAGUGGAGCGCUACGAGUGGAACAAACUGCAGAGCGUCAAGUCAAUCGUUCCCAUGAUCCACCUCUCCUGGAACAUGGCCAGGAACAUUAAAGUGUCGGAUCACAAGCUUUUUGAGAUGAUCAAGUAUUGCUUGCUGCGCACUCUGAAGCAGUGUCAGAUGCAGAGGGAGCUGCUGCUGGCUGCCGGGAAGGAACUGGUGUGGCACGGGAGGACCCAGAACGAGCCGGCACACUACUGCAGCAUCUGUGAAGUGGAAGUAUUUGACCUGCUGUUUGUAACCACUGAGAGCAACAGCAGGAAAACAUACGUGGUGCACUGCCAGGACUGUGCCCGUAGGGGGAGCGCUAACCUGGACAACUUUGUGGUGCUAGAGCAGUACAAGAUCGAGGACCUCAUGCAGGUUUAUGACCAGUUCACACUUGCGAGUCCCCUGCCUUCCUCCUCUUGAUGGUGAUAUUCUCUCGUUCUAAGGACUUUUAGAACCACAAAUCAGAAACUCUCCGGAAACCUUGGGGACUUUUUUGGUUUUGGUUUUUUUUUUCUGAUAUUCAGGAAGUAAGCCGGCAGUCACCCAACUGCACCCUGUAGCUAAAUCCCGUAAGGCAGCUGCGUGAAAGCUGUGUGUCUAUGCAACCUGCCCAGUAUGGUGUGCCACCCCCACCCCCCCCUAAACAAGUGGACUGGAGGGGGCAGAUGGCAGCUCCUCCUGCCAUCACGACCAGACUGUUCUACUGCUGGCCCAGCUGGACUUCACCCCAAAAAGUCAUGAAAGGGAAGAAGAAGAAAAAAAAAAAAAAAAAGUAAAAUUUUGUACAUAUUAAGUUUAAACUGGCAUCAGACUACUGACUCGAUGGUUUUCCUUUUCCCAUUUUUGUCUUCUGUUUGUGGGUUCACUAGAGCUUUGUUCCCGCCUUCCCCUCGAUGACACAAGUAAAUUAGCAUAGCGGGUCUUUUGUAUGUUUAGACGCCUCCUCGGUCAGGAAAAUGAGUUAAAAACUGUUCUGUAAUGUGAAAAGUUGAGUGACACAUUCUUUAAGACAUUUCCCUUUUGCUUUUGUUCGUUUGUUUUUUGGUAAUCACUUAAGUUUUUGAUUUUGCUGGAAGUUUGAGUCUUUGGGUUGAGGGAGAGGAAAUGCGUUUGUAGGCCAUGUCACAGAAAAAAGGGUUGCACAUAGACAAAAGAGUGAACUUUCAUUUGUUUUUUUUAUUUUGUUGUAAAUUUACACUAUUUAUAAAUGCCUAUUUAUUGCCUGAAAAAUAUUUGUUGAUGGAAUGCUGUAAUUUUUUUUUCCAGAGUACCUGCCAUUAAAUUUGAAGGAGCCUUGUGAUUUUAAAGCACGGCCCCUCAUACGUUUUCUAUAUGAAUAAAACUGCUUAGUAAGCAUUGUACAGAGACCUUACCUUGAAAUGGGUUUAUUGUUUGAAGGAUGUUUUAUGCGUCAAUAAACAAAAUUGGUCUUUAUUUA